CAAUCGGAAUCUUCUGGAGGGACGGAGCUGCUAACGUCAAGCAACUUCACGCAGCGGGCUGGCGUUUCAUCUCCUACAACCAGGUUGCAGCACAUCUCUGGCUCCUUGGGAGGAAUCCUUGUCUCAGUCACAUCAGGGGGAAAAGUCAACCUAUCAAGUUGUGAGUGGAGCUCACGUGUUCGACCCAUUUGCUACUUCAGACAUCCGGCCAGUAUGUCCAGCGAUCCUCCCCCUCCAUACCCCGGAGGUCCCAGUGCGCCCCUCAUCCAGGAGAAGAACGGACAACCUGCAGUAAGGACUGCUCCUCCACAGGGGCAGCCUCUACCUCCAGACUACGGCCCACCACCUUAUGAAGGCCCGCAGCCAGGCUUCUUACCCCCACAUGUCCCUGGGGAAGGUCCCAUGCCAAUGCCAAUGCCAAUGUCAAUGUCAAUGCCUCCACCACCACAAGGUGGCCACUACCCUCCACCACCACCUGGUCACUUUCCUCAACCAAUGCCAGGACAGAUGGGUCCAGGUCCUGGUCACUUUGUCCACAUGGGAGGUCACACAGCGACGGUCCUGGCUCCUCCAGGCACAGCCACCACUGUGACCGUUCUGCAGGGGGAAAUGUUUCAGACUUCACCGGUGCAGACUGUUUGUCCGCACUGUCAGCAGGCCAUUGUCACUCGCAUCUCCCACGACAUCGGCCUCAUGAACACACUCUUCUGCCUCUUCUGCUUCUUUGUAGGCUGUGAUCUCGGCUGCUGCUUGAUUCCCUGUCUGAUUGAUGAUCUGAAGGAUGUGACGCACACCUGUCCUUACUGUAAGGGCUACAUUUAUACAUACAAGCGUAUAUGCUAACCACGGACAGCUGGAUGCUACAGAGACAUGUACAUGCACACACAUAAAACCGCACAGCACCCCCUGCUGGUAGUGACAGCCCCCCCCCCUUUACAUUUUUGCAAAGUGUUGUGUAGCCCUCUUGAAUUGUAAGUGCAGUUUUCUCAUUAGUUCACAGCAUAUUUUCUGUAUAUACUGUUCAGCCUACUUCUUUCAUGCAUUUGACAUGUACAGUUCUGACUUAAGCAUAGUGGGUGAAGGUGACGCAGAGAGGCACACAGGUAAAUUUGUGAUGUUUCGCAUGUGAAUGAAGAAAAAAAAAAAAAAAAAUUGGCCUGUUAGACGAAGCUGUGAAAAUAUCACCCUAUUUGAAUUCAUCUGUGAGUUUUGCUCAAUAGCAAGUGUGUUCAGACAUGCUGGGUUAGUCCUUAAGGUGUCCUUAAGGUAUUUUAUUUUGACAGUACAGUCAAUAUUUGCACUUUAAGUUAAAGUUCAUGUUUCCCCCUCAGAUGCAUCAUUUGUCUGGGGAAAAAAAAAAAAAAUCACCUAUGCAUCAUUUGGUUUUUACUUGGGUUUACUGUUAGCUGAGUGAAACCCACGAAGGUUGCAGCUUUUCAGAGUUCGGUAGAUUUGAAGUGGAGCUGGCAGACAGAGGGCUCGACUGUUACUGAUGGACAAACACUGCACAUCAUCUCAGUAGUGACUUGUCCGCUCGCUGGCCAAACGUUGAGUCUGGGUUCUUAUUUAAGAUUUUCAAAAUAAAGCUAUUUCAAAACAAAUGGAAAAUUGUUUCAACUGGCACAGCAUAUUCAUAUUUGCUAUUUCUGUUAAGUGUUUUUGUUAUGAAGUUAAUUUAUUUUGAAAUCAUUCCAGGUAGCUCUCACUAUAGCUAAAAAGUAGAACAUAAUUACAGUGGUGAUAGCAUCUUCACAGUGUUGAGCCCUUUAUGAUGACUUGCAUUGCUCAGAUACUUGUUAGAUAACUACAGAUAGCGAUACUAAAUAGUGAGCUCUCUGCUAGGAACAAGCUUUAAAUAAAAGGAUUAAAUCCAAUAUUGUGAUCCCACUGAAUUUAAUACUAACAAAUACAGUUCCACCAUCAGCAUGCCCGAUCUCUCAUGCACCGAGUGCAGAGUUUGCACGAGCCACACAUCAAAAUGAGUCAUUUUCACUGGCUAGUUCCUGAUUCUAUGUGCAUUUGUUUUUGUUUUCCUUGAGGCUAACAGAGCUCUGCAAGAAAAUCAAUGUGAAAUUAAGGAUUGCAUUGAAAUAUUAAUAUGGUGUAACAUGCACCAUUGUUGUACUGGUCUGCAUUGCUCUAAAUGUCUGAUAUGUAUAACUAUGUAAGUCAAAGAUUUGUUUGACUGUUGUAUACAGCUACUAUUUUAUCAAUAAAAAUCAUGAAGGAAA
Messenger RNA from Archocentrus centrarchus (flier cichlid), 2231 nucleotides. It is a transcript of the gene cdip1, whose product is annotated as cell death-inducing p53 target 1. The transcript has 7 exons. Gene Ontology annotation, cellular component: cytoplasmic side of lysosomal membrane; nucleus; cytoplasmic side of late endosome membrane. Bases 214 to 843 code for a protein of 209 amino acids. Lineage: Eukaryota; Metazoa; Chordata; Actinopteri; Cichliformes; Cichlidae. The record is from RefSeq and is a predicted model, not a curated record. Gene Ontology annotation, molecular function: zinc ion binding. Gene Ontology annotation, biological process: intrinsic apoptotic signaling pathway in response to DNA damage by p53 class mediator.